Nilaparvata lugens (brown planthopper) is the source of this 1193-nucleotide messenger RNA. It is a transcript of the gene Spase22-23, whose product is annotated as signal peptidase complex subunit 3. The record is from RefSeq and is a predicted model, not a curated record. Gene Ontology annotation, cellular component: signal peptidase complex; membrane. Gene Ontology annotation, biological process: protein targeting to ER. The coding region runs from base 232 to 771 and encodes 179 amino acids. NCBI's taxonomy places the organism in Eukaryota, Metazoa, Arthropoda, Insecta, Hemiptera, Delphacidae. The transcript is spliced from 5 exons.
UGUUUUUUUUUUGUUGUUGAUCAAUUCUCUUAGCAAAAGUCUGUAUUCGUGUCGGUUGCAGAUAAUUUUAUUGAUUGAUUUGUGUAACAAAAAAAUUUCGUAUGGCUUUUAGUGUAGUGGAUUGUUUAAAUUGUAACAUUUGAUGUUUUAGCUUACAUCAGUUGCAAGUUUCAACGAUUUUCCGGUAUAUUGAACCUGUCGGCUACCUGACCGUUAACCUAUAAAUUUAAGAUGCAUUCUCUUUUGACCAGAGGAAAUGCUAUAUUGGCAUACACAUUGAGUGUAUUAACGUGUCUUACAUUUGUAUGUUUCAUUUCAACAGUGUUUCUAGAUUAUAGAACAAAUGCAUCAAUGAAUACAGUUCAAGUGGUCGUCAAGAAUGUGCCAGAAUUCAGCGCAUUCAAAGAGAAAAAUGAUCUUGGAUACCUGACUUUUGAUCUUCAAACUGAUCUCACCCAUCUAUUCAACUGGAAUGUGAAGCAAUUGUUCCUGUACCUGACAGCGGAAUACUCGACUCCAAAAAAUGUUCUCAAUCAAGUUGUGUUGUGGGAUAAAAUUAUCCUGAGAGGUGAAAAUGCUGUUUUGGAUUUCAAGAACAUCAACACCAAAUACUAUUUCUGGGAUGACGGAAACGGUCUGAAAGGAAACAAGAACGUGACACUGAGUCUUUCGUGGAACAUUAUUCCGAACGCCGGAUUCCUGCCCAGUAUAUUCGCCACAGGCAGACAUGUCUUCAAAUUCCCCAGCGAAUACACAAUGGAGCGCAUUUGAGACAUUGAUUUCGUCACAAAAAGUUUUCAUUGUGAUAUUGAAAACUAGUUGUGCUAACGCUCUAAAAUGAAUUCUCAAAAAAGGAGGGAGUGAUUGAAACAGUGUUACAAUGUGGAACAUUUUAAAACAAACUAUCAACGGUUGAACUAUCUUUUUUCGAUUUUACAAGUUUUUGUUAGAGAAUGUUUUCAAAUACAAUAUUAUCAGACACAUAACCUAAGUCACAAUUUAAUGUAUUGCCACGUUAGAUAAUUAUUACGAUAUUGGAAAAAUGUUGAUAUUACAGUGUAGUGAAUCUAAUUAAUUAUUGCUUGCAUAAAUUCAACUAUGAACCUUCACACAUAUAUUUCUCAUUUUCCUGUCAGAACUCUUGUAUGAAAGUUUAUUAUUAGUCGAAUUAAAAAAAAUUGGGUCUGUUCUUU